Molecule: messenger RNA, 1236 nt
Organism: Paecilomyces variotii
Lineage: Eukaryota; Fungi; Ascomycota; Eurotiomycetes; Eurotiales; Thermoascaceae
Product: chorismate synthase
Exons: 3
Coding region: 1-1236 (411 amino acids)
Biological process (GO): chorismate biosynthetic process; aromatic amino acid biosynthetic process
Cellular component (GO): cytosol
Molecular function (GO): chorismate synthase activity; FMN binding
Source: RefSeq, a predicted model, not a curated record
AUGUCGACUUGGGGCGAAUAUUUCAGAGUCACCACCUAUGGUGAAUCGCAUUGCCGCUCUGUCGGCUGUAUCGUCGAUGGCUGUCCCCCAGGGAUGGAACUCACGGAGGAUGAUAUCCAGCCUCAGAUGACCCGCCGCAGACCGGGCCAGAGUGCUCUCACGACUCCCAGAAAUGAGAAGGACAGAGUUGAGAUCCAGUCCGGGACAGAGUUUGGCGUCACUCUCGGAACACCUAUCGGUAUGAUCGUCCGUAACGAGGAUCAGAGGCCGAAGGACUACGGAAACAGCACCAUGGACCUCUACCCGCGACCCAGCCAUGCGGAUUUCACUUACCUGGAGAAGUACGGUGUCAAGGCCAGCAGCGGUGGAGGACGGAGUAGUGCGCGUGAGACCAUCGGUCGUGUCGCUGCUGGUGCCAUUGCGGAGAAGUACCUGAAGCUGGCUCACAACGUCGAGAUCGUGGCAUUCGUCUCUUCCGUGGGCAAUGAAUACCUCUUCCCUCCUACCCCCGAACAUCCUUCGUCUUCAACAAACCCGGAGUUUUUGAAGCUCAUCGAAAAGAUCGACCGCCAAACUGUCGACUCCUUUGCACCAGUCCGCUGCCCCAACAAGGAGGCAUCUGACCGAAUGCAAAAGGUGAUUGAGACUUUCCGUGACAACCAGGACAGCAUCGGAGGAACCGUGACUUGCGUGAUCAGAAACGUGCCAGUCGGUCUCGGCGAGCCUUGCUUCGACAAGCUGGAGGCUAAGCUGGCCCACGCCAUGCUCAGUAUUCCAGCUACCAAGGGAUUUGAAAUUGGAUCUGGUUUCGGGGGCUGUGAGGUUGCUGGAUCUAUUCACAAUGAUCCCUUCAUCGUUGCACCUGAGGUUGCCGAGAACGAGGCGGGUGCAGGUACCGGAAAGAAGCCGCGCUUGACGACUAAGACCAACAACUCUGGCGGUAUCCAAGGUGGUAUCUCGAACGGCGCAUCGAUCUACUUCCGUGUUGCCUUCAAGCCUCCUGCGACUAUCGGCCAGGCUCAAACCACUGCCACCUACGAUCUUGAGGAGGGCGUGUUGGAGGCCAAGGGACGACAUGAUCCUUGCGUUGUCCCACGUGCUGUCCCGAUUGUCGAGGCGAUGUCUUCACUCGUUAUCAUUGACGCCUUGAUGGCUCAGAAUGCAAGGGAAGCUGCCAGGAACCGGCUGCCCCCGUUGUCCAAGACUGUCCCGGUCAGACCUACUACGGAAAAGUGA